Messenger RNA from Trichoderma breve, 1380 nucleotides. Its product is annotated as aldehyde dehydrogenase family domain-containing protein. The record is from RefSeq and is a predicted model, not a curated record. The coding region runs from base 1 to 1380 and encodes 459 amino acids. NCBI's taxonomy places the organism in Eukaryota, Fungi, Ascomycota, Sordariomycetes, Hypocreales, Hypocreaceae. Gene Ontology annotation, molecular function: aldehyde dehydrogenase (NAD+) activity. The transcript is spliced from 2 exons.
AUGGCCACUCCAGAAACAAAACUCUUCAUUAACGGCGAAUUCGUGCCCAGCGUUUCUGGCAAGACAUUCCCAAUCUUCAAUCCUACAACCGAAGAAAAGAUCACCGACGUUUUUGAAGCCGAUGCUGCCGACGUUGAUGCUGCCGUCACUGCUGCAGAAAACGCAUUUCCGGCUUGGAAGAGUCUCUCCGCACAUGACCGUAUCAAUAAGUGCUUGAAAUUUGCCGAGCUUAUCGAGAGAGAUCAAUUCGAGAUCGCCAAACUCGAUGCUGAGAAUAUCGGCAUGCCCGUGUCGGUGAAUCAUCUUUUCAUUCAGAGAGCAAUUCGAGACAUCAAGCAUACAUCUGGAUUAGCCCACGAUCCUUAUGGGGUGUGUGCUGCCAUUCUCGCUUGGAACGCACCAGUCGUGAUAUUCACCGCCAAAGUCAUUCCAUGUAUAGUGGCAGGCAACACAAUCAUCGUCAAGUCAUCGGAGAAAGCCCCUCUCUCCUCUCUCAAACUGGGCGCACUGGCAGCCGAGGCUGGAUUCCCUCCGGGAGUUAUCAAUGUACUUUCUGGAUUCGGCCAUACUGUUGGCGCAGCCUUGUCCAGCCAUAUGAAGAUUCGCAAGCUUACAUUUACCGGCUCUACUCGUGCAGGCAAGCUCAUUCAAGAGGCAGCCGCAAAGUCGAAUCUAAAAUCCGUUGCACUUGAAAUGGGAGGCAAGAAUCCACUAAUCGUAUUCCCCGACUGCGACAUUGAAGAGACCGCGGGCUCUGCUGCUGCCAGCUUGAAGUUUAAUUCGGGCCAGAUCUGUGUCUCAAAUUCACGAAUCUAUGUCCAUAAAGACAUAUUCCAAAAGUUCCUCAAAGCCUUCAGUGAAAAGUUCGUGGAGACCAAGUUUGGAAGCCCGCUGGAGCCCACCACCUUUUUCGGUCCGCAAGCCGACAAACUGCAAUUUGACCAGAUAUCAAAAUUCAUUGAACAGGCUAAAUCUGCAGGUGCAAAUCUAGUUACUGGCGGUAGCCGUGCCACAAGCAAGGGAUAUUAUAUCCAGCCAACAGUCUUUGCACAAGUCCCCGCCAACGCCGAAAUUUUACAUGAGGAAAUCUUUGGCCCAGUAGCUGUGGUUCAAGAGUUUGAGACAGAAUAUGAGGUGAUUGCAGAGUGUAAUAAGACGGAGUAUGGCCUGCACGCUGGCCUUUACACCAGAGACAUAUCGCGCGCAUGUCGAGUAGCCACAGCAUUGGAGACUGGAGUCGUCACAGUGAACUCUGGUGGCAGCGUUGGCGCCUAUGACAUGCCUUUUGGCGGCUGGAAACAGUCCGGUAAUGGCAGAGAAUUGGGCAAGUUGGGGCUUGAAGAAUUUUAUGAGAUUAAAACAGUUAUAAUCACGUUGUAG